AAAAAACAAAAGAGAAGUUAAGAAGAAAAACACCAAACAAAGGAAAAGAUUUGUCGGAGAAACCAAUCAAUGGCAUCAUCAUCAUCAUCAUCAAGCACCACCACCACGAUGACGACAACUACGGUCUCAACGGAAGACUCAGAGAGAAGAGACAGUUACUGCUACUUCCCAGAUUGUCGCAAAGACGCGAACUGCAGCUGCGAGAUUUGUCUCGACAGUCUCAACGCAACGCUCGAUCUCAUGCCUUUGAGUGUACAGAGAAGCUCACUCACUAAACUCUCUUACGCUUCUAAUUUCAAAUACACCGUUGAGUCUACUCCGAGUUCGUUUGACCCGAAUGUAGUCACCACACCCGUCUCUGUUUCUCGCCCGAUCUCGAAGGUUGUUGUCUCUCAGCCGAAGAAGAAGAGAGGAGUGGUGAAGAAACCAAAAGUUUUUGAGGAUGAGAGGAAGAAGGAGAGAAAGAAGUCACUGACUUGCGUUGUUGUGAAAGUGGUUUUGGUGAUUCUGUGUUUGGAGUUAGGGUUUGGUUUGGUGGUUAAAGGGGUUUUGAAACCUGAAUUUACUGAGGAGAUAGUGAGAAUAUUUGGUGAGAGAUCUCAGGGUGCUAAUGAUGUAGGUGAGAAGCUGAGAAUGUUGGAAGAUGAAUUAAAUGGUUUUGCCAAAAAUGGAAAGUUUUGUAGUUGUAUAGAUUCCGAUUCCAGAUGGAGAUUUAAUCAGGAUGGUUCAAUGUUGAACUCAAAGUGUGUUCUGUAUAAGUCUGCUAUUGAGGAGGUGAGUAUAUGGGGAUGGCCUUUGCAGACAGCUGGUUUGUUCGGUACUGGAUUCUCCUCAAGUUCGAUCACCGUCUUAUCAGGCCGUGUAACUGAGUGGUCGGAAGGGAAGUUUGGUUAUUCGAGACAUGAGACCAACACUACGUGGAGGAAAACAAAAUGGAGCACAUCGGUUCUGCAAUUAGAUCCCAACACAUGGGUUCUUGAGUACAGUCUAAGCUCGGUGAUGGAGAGUUCGAGUUUGUUGUCACUAUCUAAUGAUGUCCUGACACACAUGAUGGUCCAAGCAGCAAAGAAUGUAAACCGGGAGCUUUUCUGGAUGGUUUCAGCCUCAAGGAGAUUGUAUAGUGAAGUGGUGGUAUCAGAGGUUAGCACUACUACAAUGACACCAACUUAACAAACUCACAAAGAACCCAAAAAAAAAAAGCAAUCGUUUUGUUGUGCUUCUUUUCAAGCAUUGACAUCUUGUCAUCAUCAUCUUUUUAGGUAGUAUAAAUCAUGAAACAACAAGUGCUUGUGACUGUUAUUAUGUAGUUGUGGAGGUGUGUAGUCAUUUUGUAAACGAUGUCGUUUUGGUAUACAAUCCG
Molecule: messenger RNA, 1360 nt
Organism: Eruca vesicaria subsp. sativa (arugula)
Lineage: Eukaryota; Viridiplantae; Streptophyta; Magnoliopsida; Brassicales; Brassicaceae
Source: the annotation of a GenBank genome assembly